AUGCACAUCCCACCCCACGGCAACAUACAAAUCCCACCCCACGGCAACAUGAACAUCCCACCCCACGGCAACAUACAAAUCCCACCCCACGGCAACAUACAAAUCCCACCCCACGGCAACAUACAAAUCCCACCCCACGGCAACAUGCACAUCCCACCCCACGGCAACAUACAAAUCCCACCCCACGGCAACAUACAAAUCCCACCCCACGGCAACAUGCACAUCCCACCCCACGGCAACAUACAAAUCCCACCCCACGGCAACAUACAAAUCCCACCCCACGGCAAAAUACAAAUCCCACCCCACGGCAACAUACACAUCCCACCCCACGGCAACAUACACAUCCCACCCCACGGCAACAUACACAUCCCACCAAACGGCAACAUACGGGGGAUCUCGUGA
Messenger RNA from Physella acuta, 402 nucleotides. Its product is annotated as circumsporozoite protein-like. The record is from RefSeq and is a predicted model, not a curated record. Lineage: Eukaryota; Metazoa; Mollusca; Gastropoda; Physidae.